This is a messenger RNA of Megachile rotundata (alfalfa leafcutting bee), 1389 nucleotides long. Its product is annotated as organic solute transporter alpha-like protein 3. Lineage: Eukaryota; Metazoa; Arthropoda; Insecta; Hymenoptera; Megachilidae. The record is from RefSeq and is a predicted model, not a curated record.
UUUCGAAUUAAUUUAAAAAGGGGAUACAGUGAGUACAAUGGAAAUCGAAUUUGAGAAUCUGGCGGAAUUCAGGAAUCUUAGCUGCAACCAUCAGUACGUUCCUUCGGCCACUGAACAUAUAGAAAGUUUAGGAGCCUUCGGUAAAGGAAUAGUAAGUUUCGGAGCACUGCUCUCAACUCUGACCCUCUACUUCGCCGUAGACGCAUGUCACAAUAUAAUUCAACAAAAGGAAGCAAGAUUCUACAAAACCAAUGCCAUCGUGAUCCUACUCGUAUAUCCAGUCGCCAGCGUCUGCAGUCUAACAGCCAUUGCGAUACCUAGGACGCAGUUGCUAUCGGAAGCCCUGACUCAAAUCUUCCUGACGACAGCCCUGUACCGGCUUUAUCUGCUGCUCGUCUACGUCGGCUUCAAAAGGGUCACGACUCCACCGGCCAUGACGCUGAAAGUCGGCCCUUGUUGCUGCUGGCCCUGUCUGCCCUUUCCAAAUCUUCAAAUGACUGACGCCAAUUUGUCCUGGCUGCGGUUGGUAGUUCUACAACUUCCUAUUAUCCAGGGACUGAUCUACUGCAUAUUCCUCUUCAUAGCAAUGGAGGAGCCAAAUCUGAUGACCCAGUACGGCAUCUGUUUCCAGCCACUUUGUGUAGCUAGCAUAUUUCUCGGAAUAUAUGGACUGACCAUCGCCAUGAAGAGUCUUCAAGAAGUCGCUCCAGAGGCGAAACUGCAUAGAAACACCAUGGUCUCCCAGAUGGUGCUGCUGUUUUCGAAGCUGCAGUCGUUCAUUGUCAAGAGUCUGCCUCAGACGGGACUCUUUCCGUGCAAUCCACCGAUUACACCGGAAAUCUAUGCCAGCGUUACCCAAAACGCGCUGAUGUUAAUCGAGAUGCUGUUGCUCUGCUACGCGGCGAGGUACGUUUAUUACGUGGACGUGGACAAGGAGAAAGAGCCGACGGUCGAGGCUACAGAUCGGUCGAAAGACAAGCCGGAGCAAGUGAACUCGUCGAAUAACAACGAAGCUAACAAACAAACUUCAACGUUCACCGCGUGAGAUCUCAACUUCCUCGGUUAGACUACGAUCUCUUUGUUAAUUCGCGGAUACUCGUUAGAUAUUAAGCUUUUGAUGAUACGUUAGAUAUUAAGUAAGUGUUAGAAUGAAUGAAAUGAGUGAGGGUUCAAGACUUUUUUACUGAAGCACAUUGGUGCUGUCCUUUGAGGAUCUGUUAAACGAAAACUGUUAAAUAAAGCGUGUGUACGUUUUGUGUACAAUUUUGUAAUUUAUCAGCUUCUCAGAAAGUUGCAGUUGCAGUUUGUUAAAAAGUUUCUCAGUAGAAGUUGAGGAAAAUUAAAUCAAAGAGAGAAAAGUAAUCAAAAUUUGAUGGCGAAGAACGUUUA